Messenger RNA from Drosophila eugracilis, 2534 nucleotides. It is a transcript of the gene Spred, whose product is annotated as sprouty-related, EVH1 domain-containing protein 1. Gene Ontology annotation, cellular component: membrane. Gene Ontology annotation, biological process: multicellular organism development; negative regulation of MAPK cascade. The transcript has 6 exons. Bases 496 to 1776 code for a protein of 426 amino acids. Lineage: Eukaryota; Metazoa; Arthropoda; Insecta; Diptera; Drosophilidae. The record is from RefSeq and is a predicted model, not a curated record. Gene Ontology annotation, molecular function: protein kinase binding.
UUUCUAUAUGGUCACACUGUCUCCUAAUUUUUUCGCCGUCGCCGUCGUUUGUUUUUGGGAAUGUCAAUUGUUGUGAAAAUAUCUGCAAAUUGUUAAAAACGCCCAUUCGGAAAGCGCACAAUUUUCGCGAAGACGGCGCGAGAGCAGCACAAUGAAUGAAUAAAAUCCCCUAACUGAUUGUCAAAUAAAACCCGCCCCCAAAAUUGUGCCAAAAAAAGAAAAAAGAAUACUGGAGAUCGGCGAGAUAUUGCAAGUCGGAUAACACCAAAAACAACAAUAAGAAGUAACAACAACGUGGGAUAAGGAUCUUCAAAAAGUUUCAUCUAGUUUCUGGUGUUGUUGUUGUCGUUUGAUUACCCUUUUCUUUUCGUUGGAAACGUUUGUGCAGCAGCAACUCUGAAUGUCUUUAUGCUUUAAUCAUGGUGUAUUUCGCCACCAACAACAACAACACCGACACUAUACGCUGCUAUAUUAGAAUCUUUCUGAUAACGAACCAUGACAGAAGGACAUGAAAGCGACUUUUUAGUAACAGUACGCGCACAGGUAAUGACCAGAGACGAGAGCACCGAGGGCUGGCUUCCGCUGGCCGGGGGUGGCCUGGCCAAUGUUUCGAUCCGGAAGCGUGCUAGGCUAUCCCCAUUGGCAUCGGGUCAUGACUACAUCAUCUACGGGCAAAGGAUAUCCGAUCAGAGCGUCAUUUUGAGCUCUGUGAUCAAUCGAGAUCUUAAGUAUUACAAAGUAAUGCCCACAUUUCAUCAUUGGCGCGCAGGGAAGCAGCGGAAUGGACUCACAUUUCAAACGGCCGCCGAUGCGCGGGCCUUUGACAAGGGCGUCCUGCGCGCCUACAACGAGCUGAUCGAUGGAAUGGCCAAAUCGAAUCCGACGAUAAUAUGCCCGCCUCUGACCAAAUAUGAUUCGGUUGGUGAAGAUGAUGUAUUCAUGACCCUGGACUUACCUGUGGAAAGCGAGAGUUUACAAAAGAUCCAUUCAAGCCCCGAGGGCAGCGAGAAAAGUCACAAAAGCGUAAGCAACAACUCCGAAUCGGAGAAGCUGCCCCCGCCGCCCAUUCACUACAUAUCCACGGACAAAACAUCGGCCACCACAUCGCCGCCAGACGCACCGCCCGCAUCUGCAGCUCCAUCUCCGGCGACUGCCGGUCAGAUUGCGGCCAGUGAGAACUACUCGUACGUGACACUGACGGCGGUGCACCACGACUACAACUAUCCGGUGGUGGAUCAGCCUGUGGGGGCGCAGGUGCUCAACGCUCGGCGGGAGUCGAUUAGUGCGCUAAAGAAACGCAAUGCGCUGGAGGCGGCGCAGGCAAUGGCAGCAGCACAAACGGUGGGCAGUGGUGGAUUAGCCGGAAGAGACGGGGGAUCGGGAAAACCAUUGCACAAGCCAAACGUAUCCGAUAUUCUGAAGAAGGAGACACGUCUGCGAUGCCGCUACUGCCAUGAGCUGUACAGCGAGGACUUCAACCGACGGGGCGCCUGCGAAUAUGCCCCGGAUCCCUUUCGCAGCGGCUACGAGUGCAUCUCUGGGAUGGGCUGUGCCCGUUGCAUGAUUUACCAUUGCAUGAGCGACGCCGAGGGCGAGACGGCCCAGCAUCCGUGCGACUGCAGCGCCAGCGAGGCCGGCUGCAGCAAGCGCUGGCUGGGCCUGGCGAUCCUCUCGCUGUUCGUGCCCUGCCUGUUGUGCUAUCCGCCGCUCCGCGCCUGCCAUUUGGCUGGCAUCCACUGCGGUCUGUGUGGCGGGCAGCACAAGCCGCAUGUCUGACAUUUGGAGGCCCGCUUGCAAGGACAGCACGACGAUGACCCCAGGCCCAGAAGCGAAUUCCACUACCACCAAACCGAGCAGAGCAUAAUGAGCAGCACCAAGCGUCCGUGGGGCUCCAAGCAGAAGCAAUCGCAACAAUCGCAGUCCCAAUCGCAGCGCCACUUUUACAACUGGGAGCUGUCGCACAGCUUGGGUGCCCCGCAGCAGCAGAUUCCUCCGUACUUAAUGGAAACAACUGGUAGGAAGGCUCCUCAAAACGAUUACGGACGCUUGCUGUUUUAAGCUUUAACCAUGGUGACAGCUUAAGGAAACAUUUUGGCGAACUUAUUUUCCUAGGAGCACUGAUUUUUUCACCAGAAACAGAGAUAUCUUUAAGAUAUCUGAAAGAAGACAAAGAAAAGAUUUUCCGAUGAAUGACAAGAGAACAAUGCUUUCCAUACUGUUGAUAUGAUAAAUAAUAGUCUUGUAAAAAUCUGGUGAAAAUAAGAAAAUGUAAAAAGAAAUUCAGCUGGAAAAUGAGUUCGCGAAAAUGGGACCUUAGUUCGCUUUUAGUAUCAUUUCGGUAUACUCCAUUUGAAUUGCCAUAAUUUAUUGUAUAUACAAAGAGCAGAAAGGAUUAUGUAUCUAUUUUUAAUAUACUUUUAAAAUUGUAACUUAUGUUUAGUGCUCUCGCUUAAUUAUAGUUUUGUAAAAACGGGCUAUUUGUUUUUAUUCGUAACUGAAAACACUUUUUUAAAGAUCAAAAUAUUAUACAAUGA